GAGUGCUCUGUUGUCGAGUGAAACGUCGGCGUGCGUGUCUCCGUUGACGCCUCGCCCGGACACCAGAGUGCGGUUCCUGGUCGAGCCGGCCGCCGCGCACGACCGCCCCUACACAGUAGUGAGCGGGCGCGGGCGGGACAUGAGCGCACGCGGGCGUCCCCCAGGCCUGUCGUCGCUGUGCUCCCAGAGUUCCGUGGGCAGCAUGGGCUGCGGAAUGGGCGGGCCAGUGGGCAGCCUCAUGGUGGGCUCGACCUGCAGCUCUAGCAGCGCUUCGCGAGCUGGGUCAGCAGGCUCCCUCGUGGGCGUGGGCGUGCCUUCUCUCGAGGGCGAGGUGGGCUGUCCGGACUGCGCCGCGCUCUACCCCAUCACGGACGAUGCGCUGCUCCACAACCUCCACGCCAGAUACAAGCGCGACCAGAUCUACACAUACGUGGGGACAGGGCUGGUGUCGGUCAACCCUUACCGCCGCCUGGCCCUCUACACGCCCGAGGUUAUCCAUGCAUACCGCUCCAGCUGCGUCUUCCAGUUGCCGCCUCACAUAUACGCGGUGGCGGACGCGGCGCACCGCGGCGUGUGGGAGAAGAACCAGGACCAGGUCGUGGUGGUGACGGGGGAGAGCGGCUCGGGCAAGACGGAGGCGGCCAAGCUGGUCCUCCAGUACGUGGCCGCGGUCACCCCCGCCACGUCGCAGCCGGCCAACCAGCGGCUCCUGCAGUCCAACCCCAUUCUCGAGGCCUUCGGUAACGCGCGCACUAGACGAAACGACAAUUCUUCUAGAUUUGGAAAGUACAUGGAGAUCGAGUUUGACCAUAAUGGCGGUCCCAUAGGUGGCAGCAUAACACAUUAUUUAUUAGAAAAAUCGCGGGUGACGGCGCGGGCCCCCGGCGAACGCAACUUCCACAUCUUCUACCAGCUGCUGGCGGGCGCCGACAUCCAGACCCUCAAGUCCCUGAAGCUGCAGAGGAACCUGGACAACUACAACCUGCUGCGCGCCCCCAGGCACUUCCCGACAGACGCGCUGGACGACCGCACAGAGUUCAACAUCACCAAGCGUGCCCUAGAAACCCUCGGCCUCGCCUACGAGGAGCAAAUGGAGGUUUUCAAGCUCGUCGCAGUCGUGCUCAAGGUCGGCAACCUGACCUUCACGUCCGUCAACAACAUCGACGGGACGGAGGGCUGCGCCAACGAGAAUGAGUACGAGCUGCACGAGGUGUGUGAGCUGCUCUCUUGCGAGGUUCCGGCGCUGGCGGCGGCGCUGCAGACGCGCACGGUGGAGGCGCGCGGCGACACCGUGAUGGCCGAGCUGACCGCCGUGGAGGCCACGCGCGCCCGCGACGCGCUUUGCCGCGCGCUCUACAACCGCCUCUUCACCUGGGUCGUCGCCAGAGCUAACGAGGCGAUCAAGGUGAGGACGCUUGGCCGCAGGAAGGUGCUCGGACUGCUCGAUAUCUUCGGCUUCGAAAUCCAGGAGACAAACAGCUUUGAGCAGCUGGUCAUAAAUUUUUGUAAUGAGAAACUUCAUCAGAUCGUCACAGAGAUCACGCUGAAGGAGGUGCAAGAGGACUACCUGCGGGAGGGCAUCGACUGGACGCCCCUGGACAUUCCAACCAACAACGCCGUCGUGGACCUUAUUGAGCAGCGACAGACCGGCGUGCUAGCUGUGAUAGAGGACGUGUGCGCCAGGGUGGGCGGAAGCACCGACGCGUUGCUGCAGCAGCUGUCUUUCUCGUGCGGAGGCCACUCGCUUUUCGACAUCAAGGGAGGCCGCCACUCGCACUCCGACAACAACAUUCCGCACGACUCGUUUAGAAUCCGACAUUAUGCAGGUUCUGUCACUUACAAUGUCCAUGGCUUCAUCGAGAAGAACUGCGACGGCCUACACCGCGACCUCACGCGGGCCAUGUUUUGCUGCAGCCACAGGAUCAUCAAGGAACUCUUUCCAGAGGGCAACCCGCGCCGGACCACCCUGAAGCGGCCUGCCACCGUGGGCACGCAGGUCCUCAUCUCGGUCUCAUCCCUGAUGCGGACCCUGCGCUCCAAGACGCCGCACCUCGUGGCCUGCAUCAAGCCCAACGAACUGAAGCAGCCGAGGAUCCUGGAGAGCGCUCUCGUCCUGCAUCAGAUCAAGUACCUCGGACUGGUGGAGCAGGCGCGAGUGAGGUGCGAGGGAUGGGCGUAUCGCGCCACACACGAGGCCUUCCUGGCGAGGUACGGUAUGCUGUCCCUGCACACGUGGCCGUGCUGGAGGGGACAGCCCCUCGAAGGGUGCGCUCUGCUCCUGGCCGACCUGCCUCUCACGCCCGCACAGUACACCUUCGGGAGGAACAAAGUCUUCAUCAAGAGUCAAAGAGCUGUGCACGAGUUGGAGGAGUACCGACGCGAGCGGCUCGAGGACCUGGCGGUGCUGGUGCAGAAGACGUACCGCGGGUGGCGGCAGCGGCAGCUGUACCGCACGAUGCGGGCGGCGCAGAUCACCAUCGCCACCACGUGGAGGAGCUGGAAGGCGGGACGCUUGGCGCUGUCCAAGGACGACCCCGAGGCGGCCCGCCUGCAUCGCCUCUCCGUCAAGGGAUGGAAGUUCUUCAUGCUGGCGCGGGAGGAGUACCGGGAGCUGAAGCACAAGCGGAAGGUGGAGUGGGCGGCCGUGGUGAUCCAAGUCGCCUACAUCAACUUCCAGCGGCGGAAGUUCCUGCUGAAGGUGCUGAUGGAUCAGCCGAGCGACUCCCCCGCCGACGGCUCUUGGCCCCCGGCGCCCCGCACUCUGCAGGACCUCAGCCUGCUCCUUCGUCGUCUUCAUCACAAAUGGCGGUGCCACCGGUAUCGCCUCCAGUUCGACCAGACGGCGCGGAACAGGAUGAGAGAGAAAGUCACGGCUUCCAUUAUUUUCAAAGACAGGAAAGCUUCAUAUUCCAAAAGCGUGUCGCAUCCCUUCCUCGGGGACUACGUGCGCAUCCGCCAGAACGCUCAGUGGAAGAAGCUCGCCGCGGAGACCAACGACCAGUACGUGGUGUUCGCCGACAUUGUCAACAAGAUCACGCGUUCAGCCGGCAAGUUCGUGCCGAUCCUGCUGGUGGUUUCCACGAACUCCCUGCUGGUGCUGGACCAGAGGACACUGCAGGUCAAGUACCGGAUCCCCGCUCACGACAUUCAGCGGAUCUCCCUCUCCCCCUUCCUUGACGACAUCGCUGUCCUCCACGUGAAGCCCCCAACGCCGACAGCCGACCUCUCGGGCUCGCAGAACCUCAACCCCGGCUGCCUCUUCGGGUCGGACGAAGUCAAGCGGAAGGGAGACCUGGUGCUUCAGACUGGUCACGUGAUUGAGGUGGUGACUAAGCUCUUCCUGGUGGUGCAGAACGCCACGGGGAAGCCGCCCGACGUCUGCAUCUCGACAGAGUUCGACGUGAACUUCGGCCAGAGUUCCGUGCUGUUCACCUUCAAAACCGCCGGCCUGGCCGAGGUGACUCCCGGUCAGAUCAGGAUCAUCCGCCGACACAACCGCAUGGAAGUCAUCCUGUAGCUCUGCGGCUCCGCUCGUGCGAGACUCGAGUCCAGCACUCGAGGACUCGGUGGGGCGUCCAGGCCCAAGGGCGACGCCCUGUGUGUCCCGCAUCAGCCAUUGCGACAGUGAGUGUGUGAUGAGGAAGCAAUAAGGAUGUGAUGGGUGCAGUGACACAGUAAUGACUGUGAAAUACUUUAAAAACGGGUUUUUAUUCUUUGUACAGUAACCAACUAGGAAGAAGAAAAAUAUUGCAAUCAUUUUUUACCUGCGCAUGUGAAGUGAUCUUAUCCGUUCUACAAGGAACAACAGAGACGCGCCGCGCACAGGCGCGUGCAGCUGGUGGCUUAUGUACAGACGGCCGUACAUGAACAGGUAGUGGUCUCUUAUUCUGGUUAUGUAGUCGUCUAAUAGUUACGAAAAGGUGUGCUGGCAGAGGAAGCACUGGGGCGCUGCAUCCAGCCCAAGCUCGGGGUCCGGGCGAGCACCGUCGGUGUGCGUCAGAGGCCAGCGAUAUGACAGCUUGUAAGUCUAACAGAGUAACGUGUUCUUGUCAUCGACGUGCCAACAACCGAAACGUGAAAGUUGUCCCUUAAGCCCGACAAUGUAUGCUUAUUACUUUUUGCAUUUUCUGUGCGGCGUGAGGACCCAAUUUUGCUACGGUCAGUUUCGAACAUGUGAUAAGUUGUCCCGUUUGUGAGCAGUCGCUGCCUGAUAAUCCUCAUUAUCUUAACUGGUG
Messenger RNA from Penaeus monodon (black tiger shrimp), 4235 nucleotides. It is a transcript of the gene Myo95E, whose product is annotated as unconventional myosin-Ia-like. Gene Ontology annotation, cellular component: cytoplasm; actin cytoskeleton; plasma membrane. The transcript is spliced from 27 exons. NCBI's taxonomy places the organism in Eukaryota, Metazoa, Arthropoda, Malacostraca, Decapoda, Penaeidae. The record is from RefSeq and is a predicted model, not a curated record. Gene Ontology annotation, molecular function: actin filament binding; microfilament motor activity; ATP binding. The coding region runs from base 140 to 3517 and encodes 1125 amino acids. Gene Ontology annotation, biological process: vesicle transport along actin filament; actin filament organization.